Pseudoliparis swirei is the source of this 1222-nucleotide messenger RNA. RefSeq names its product ras homolog family member Gb (gene rhogb). The record is from RefSeq and is a predicted model, not a curated record. Gene Ontology annotation, cellular component: cell cortex; cell projection; cytoplasmic vesicle. Bases 388 to 963 code for a protein of 191 amino acids. Gene Ontology annotation, molecular function: GTPase activity; GTP binding; protein kinase binding. Lineage: Eukaryota; Metazoa; Chordata; Actinopteri; Perciformes; Liparidae. Gene Ontology annotation, biological process: regulation of actin cytoskeleton organization; actin filament organization; regulation of cell shape. The transcript is spliced from 5 exons.
CCUCAAACUUGCUCCGCCACUUCCUCUCGCUCCUUUCGGACUUCCUCCUCUUCAUUAGCUCCGCCCGCCCGCCUCGCACUGAGAUAGAGAUCCGCUGUCCCUCCUGCGCGCACACACACACACACACCCCCGCACACGCACACACACACACCCACACACGCACACAAGCAAACAUACUGACACACAGACGCGGAGCGGGUCUGAGCGGAGCUGCGUGCCCGGAGAGGAGGACUGAUGCCCGCCAGACGAUGGGACGCCAUGUGUCUCUGAACAAACUGUGUUAACUGAAAGGAAGUGAAGUGUCGCUGACAGCCGGAGAGGAACGAGUGAACCGACCGGCUCUCUGGAGGUUGCUGAAGGGCCAGAGGUCAGAGGUCAGAGGUCGUCAUGCAGAGCAUAAAGUGUGUGGUUGUGGGUGACGGCGCUGUGGGGAAGACCUGCCUCCUCAUCUCCUACACGACCGGAGCUUUCCCCAAAGAGUACAUCCCCACUGUGUUCGACAACUACAGCAGCCAGGUGACGGUGGACAACAGGACCAUCAGUCUGAACCUGUGGGACACGGCGGGUCAGGAGGAGUACGACCGGCUGAGGACGCUGUCCUACCCGCAGACCAACGUCUUCAUCAUCUGCUUCUCCAUCUCAAGCCCCGCCUCCUACGAGAACAUCAAACACAAGUGGCAUCCAGAGGUGUCUCACCACUGCCCCGGCGUCCCCAUCCUCCUGGUCGGCACGAAGAGCGACCUCCGGAACGACGGCGAGACCCAGCGGAAGCUGAAGGAGCAGAACCAGGUGCCGGUCAGCCACCAUCAGGGCGCCGCCCUCGCCCGCCAGAUCCAGGCCAUGCGCUACCUGGAGUGCUCGGCGCUCAACCAGGACGGCAUCAAGGAGGUGUUCGCCGAGGCCGUGAGGGCCUUCCUCAACCCGCAGCCCGCCGCCCAGAAGAAGCACUGCGUCCUGCUGUAGGGGCGGAGCCUGCGAACGCCACAUCCAGCCGGUUACUGUGGCAACAGAGACUGUUUGUAAAAAAAACUGUGCAAAAAAAAAAUUAGCUGUUGCUUUUUUUGGUCUUUUUUAAAAAAACAUUUGGUUAGAAUCUUCAUCUUUGAAGAGUUAGAAAUGUCCAUUUGUUUUUUUGGGGGUGGGGGAGCAUUAAUUUAAAGCAUUUUUAAUGCUGUAAUGAACUUAUAGCCUUUGAGAAAUUAUUAAAUACCAAAUGAAAAUC